AUGUUCAAGGAGGGGACCUCGACGGGUCCCAGUAUGCUCUCCAGAACCUCCAGCGUAGGGGUACAUGCUCUCCAUCUGGCCUCUGCACCACAGCCAGAGCAUCGGCAGCAUCCCUACGGCGGCCCAACCACGAGGACUACAGAGUUCAACCUCGCCUGCCAAUACACCCGCAAGAGGAAAAAGCGUACAAUGACCCGACGGAAAGACUUUGCCCAACGAGCAACCACACAAGCAGCGGCGGAAGCAGCAAAUGGCGGACCAAAAUCACCAGGCCAGCUUGAUGACAGCGGGUCACCUCUAGAGCAGCGAACAAACAACCCAUCUUCCGCCAAAUCGGAGCAAGAUCAACACGCAACUUAUAUAUCUUUAACGGAUGACGCCGUAGGCCGAAGUCAAAUGACGGGGAGCAUGAACAACUUGGCCGAGUUGAGCUCUCACCAUGCUUACAUGCCGAGUCAUCCAGGGGCCUUGGAAAGGGACCGUCUGGACAUUCCUACCUCGUUAGGUCUCAAUGGGUAUGGAAACGUCCAAAACCCCUUUGAUAGGCAAGUCAUGGGUCAUAUGAUGAGUGGCGCCAUACACGCGACAUUUAAUUCUAGUCAAGGGCUGUCCAUGCACUACGUGCGGCCCGAUGGCCAGAACAAGGGUUUGCCAACCGACACCCAGCCUAACGAGGCAUCAGGGCCACGCCCAGGCGGUGCGCACUUCGUUCCUAAUGCCCACAAUUCGCAGACGGUCGGGCCGUGGCUUGAUCCUCGGAUGUUCAUGACAGAGAAUGGGGGUCCACCUACUACGCCAACUAGCCCCCUCACACAUCUCAGCCAGUACCAUUCGCCAAGCAAUCGCAAGAAUAGCAGAAGCCGGUCCACUUUGCAGGAUAGACAUAAUGAUCCACUCUUGCAGGCCGAUUCCGACAGCGACAUGCCUAUAGAUCCUGCUAUUGCGGCACUCACUUCUACCAUCUUCCGGAACGGCCAGUAA
Anthostomella pinea is the source of this 981-nucleotide messenger RNA. NCBI's taxonomy places the organism in Eukaryota, Fungi, Ascomycota, Sordariomycetes, Xylariales, Xylariaceae. The record is from the annotation of a GenBank genome assembly.